Penicillium macrosclerotiorum is the source of this 2124-nucleotide messenger RNA. RefSeq names its product SH3 domain protein. The record is from RefSeq and is a predicted model, not a curated record. Gene Ontology annotation, molecular function: protein binding. NCBI's taxonomy places the organism in Eukaryota, Fungi, Ascomycota, Eurotiomycetes, Eurotiales, Aspergillaceae. The coding region runs from base 1 to 2124 and encodes 707 amino acids. The transcript has 2 exons.
AUGGCGCACGGGCAUACCCAUCACAAUCAACACCGCCCUCUGGAGGCGCGGUCACUGGACGAUACGAUCUUCGUUAACAACCUCCCUUUGGUGGAGCGUGAUAGUGAUAAUCCCAUUGUGGUGAUUUACAAAACCUUGUCCAAGGACUUCGAAGGCGCCGUUGCUGGCUAUGUGACAAAAUCGACGGAAUCAAGUGAUGAUAAUACUGACACGGCGACUGCGACAAGUACUAAGAAUACCAAUGUCGGCGUUGGCGCAGCAGUUGCUGCCACCAAGACCUCGGCAGAGACCAGCAAAACAACAGAUGAGACGACCACCGAGGAAACCAAGAACAGCCACAAGGACUCCGCGACCAAGGAAUCAGAGACCACCAAAAACUCCGCGACCAAGACCACUGAAAAUACGGCAGCAACGAACACAAAUGCAAAGGCAACCAAUGACUCAACCUCGUUUAUCACCUCUGCCUCCCCCACCACCUCGGAGUCAAGCCAUGAUGCAAAUAUUCUUGCCGCAACUUCGACCGCUUCGGCUACUGACUCGGCCGCUUCGGCAUCGUCCACACUGACCAGCUCGUCAUCUGGCAUGUCCGGGGGUGCCAAGGCGGGUGUCGCUAUUGGUGUGAUUCUUGGAGUUGGUUUGAUCGCAGCCCUCAUCUUCUUUAUUGUGCGGAAGAAGAAGCGCAGCCAGGAAGUCGUGGAGCCCAUGAAUGAGAAGUCGUACGCCAACGAAGCUCUCCCUCCUCCACCCCCACCAGCGAAGCCAUCGACUCCCUCCACUCCUCCGCAACUCAGCAUGCGUCCGAUCACUCAGUUCGCACCCGACUUGAGCGGCCAUGCAUCCUUCAAUACGGCCGCUGCUGUUACGGCAGGUGCAGGAGCAGGUGCUGCUGCCUCGCGCAAUCUGACUGGCAACUCGCCUCCUUCCACCCCGCCGAAGUCCAGUGCUAGCAGUCAGAACCCAUUCAAUGACCCCAUUAAUCCAUUUAGCUCUGGGUCCACGCCUGUGACCCCCGUGGCCGGCGAGGCAUCAAUUUCCACAUCAAGCAAUGGUCCCUCGGGAGCAGCUAUUGCGGCAACCCCUGCUGCCGCUGCUGUCGGAUCCGUUGAUGCUGCUGUUGUGGCAGAACAUGACUCUCACCAGGAACAGUCUGGUCAAUAUAGCUCGGAGGGGGCCGGUGCAGUUAUGCCGCCUAGUUCCUCCCCAAGCCCUGUCAGUGCCAAUGGCGACUUUGAUUCAUCUGCAGCAGUGGCUGCAGCAGGUGGAGCCGUUGCACUGGGGGCCGCUGCACUGGGAGCUGCUGCACUGGGAGCUGCUGAUGCCGGAGCCGGUGCUGGUCCUGCUGGGACUGUUCAUCGCGUACAAAUGGAUUUCAACCCGUCGAUGGAAGAUGAGUUGGAGCUGCGUGCUGGUACUCUAGUCCGAAUGCUUCAUGAAUAUGAUGACGGAUGGGCUCUCUGUGUUCGCCUUGAUCGUUCCCAGCAAGGGGUGGCUCCUCGCUCCUGUUUAUCUGCACGUCCAGUGAAACCGCGCGCGCGGCCACCCCCGGGUGCUGGCCCUGGUCCUCGAGGCCCGCCGAUUAUGGGUCCUAAUGGCCGCCCGAUGUCCCCUGGUGGUAUGCGCAUGCCCUCUGGUCCACCUCCUCCGGGUCGCUUCUAUCCCCAGGAGCCCCGUCCAAGAUCCCCAGUUGGGCCUCCCUAUGGCGGUCCGCCUCGAGCCCCUUACCCAGGCCGCUCCAUGUCUCCCUCGGCUCAGUUCCCUCCUGUUCCCCGCUCAAUGUCUCCUGGUCCUCGCUCCAUGUCUCCUGGUCCCCGUUCCAUGUCUCCCGGUCCCGGCGGUCGAUCAGGCCCACGGUCUAUGAGCCCCGGGCCCUAUGGUCCCCCCGGCAUGCAGCGCCCCAUGAUGCCAGUCAACCAACGACAGCGCAGCAACAGUGCAGGCAAUGUUUCUCCACCCACCGUCGGUGGCGUCGCUCCCUCCAAGCCCAGCCCUCUAGCUGCCGCCGAGCCUCCGGCUCCUGCACCCACAUCUGACCUGCCUGCUCUUCCUCCUUCAGCUCCGGCUUCUCCAACAUCCCCUGUGGGAUCUCAAAUCAACAGAAAGCCUGUUUCUAAUCAGGAAGCCUAA